Molecule: messenger RNA, 1344 nt
Organism: Panicum hallii
Lineage: Eukaryota; Viridiplantae; Streptophyta; Magnoliopsida; Poales; Poaceae
Product: urease accessory protein G
Exons: 7
Coding region: 111-941 (276 amino acids)
Molecular function (GO): nickel cation binding; GTPase activity
Source: RefSeq, a predicted model, not a curated record
GUCAACGAGCAUCUUCUGACUUCUACUUGAGCUCAUCACAGAAUCUGCGCUCCGCCUCCUUAUCCGAUACCUCUAGCCUACCUCCCAAUUCCACCUCCAAGCUCCUAUCCAUGGCGUCUCACGAUCACCACCACCACCACUCUCACGACCACAAUCACUCCCACGGGGACGGCGAUGGCCAUGCAGCGGGGGGAUCGUGGGUCGGGGAGGACGGUCGCGUGUGGCACUCCCACGACGGCCUCGCGCCGCACUCCCACGAGCCCAUCUACUCCCCGGGCGACUUCACCAAGCGCGCGCCGCCGCUCGCCUCCCGCACCUUCACCGACCGCGCCUUCACCGUCGGCAUUGGCGGCCCCGUCGGCACGGGGAAAACUGCCCUGAUGUUAGCACUAUGCAGAUUUCUACGUGACAAAUAUAGUCUUGCGGCGGUCACAAAUGAUAUUUUCACAAAAGAAGAUGGGGAAUUCUUAAUCAAGCAUGGAGCACUCCCAGAAGAGCGCAUACGCGCAGUGGAAACUGGAGGCUGCCCUCAUGCAGCUAUACGUGAAGACAUCAGUAUAAAUCUUGGCCCCCUGGAGGAGCUAUCGAACUUGUACAAAGCUGAUCUGCUACUCUGUGAAUCUGGAGGAGAUAACUUGGCUGCUAACUUUAGCAGAGAAUUAGCAGACUACAUAAUCUACAUAAUUGAUGUCUCCGGUGGGGACAAGAUACCAAGAAAAGGUGGUCCUGGGAUAACCCAAGCUGAUCUUUUGGUAAUAAAUAAGACAGACCUUGCACCGGCUGUUGGAGCUGAUCUGGCUGUAAUGGAACGAGAUGCGCUUCGCAUGCGGGAAGGAGGGCCUUUUGUGUUUGCACAGGUGAAACACGGAGUGGGUGUGGAGGAAAUCGUGAAUCAUGUUCUGCAAGCAUGGGAAAUUGCAACCGGGAAUAAACGCCGAUAAAAGAUCUCAUGACUUAGCUUUAUAUUCGGCGUGCAGCUGAUGCACUUUGUCAUUCGGCAUGCAUAAACCAUCUGUUGGUUUUUGAAUAAAUUUCGCAUCAUUUGGUGCUGAUGUACUAGAGACUUGGAGUUUCAAAAUUUCCUUUUCGGCCUAAUUUGGAAGCAAGGAUGAGCUAAACCCAGGGAAGGAAAACCUCCCAUCGAGAACUAACUGUCUUAUUCAAAUGGCAUCCCCAUGGAUUGCUCACCCUUGGAAAAGUCAGGGGAUCCCAAGGGGAUUUGAGUUUCCAAACUAGUCCUUCAUGUUGGAAGAGAAGGAAAGGUAGAUCAUGCCCUCAACUUCGGAUGAGGGGUUGAGAAUGUUAUGAAUGACAAAUUGAUGAUGCCCCAGAACUCUAUUUUCU